Cadophora gregata is the source of this 981-nucleotide messenger RNA. RefSeq lists its product as uncharacterized. The record is from RefSeq and is a predicted model, not a curated record. Bases 1 to 981 code for a protein of 326 amino acids. The transcript is spliced from 5 exons. Lineage: Eukaryota; Fungi; Ascomycota; Leotiomycetes; Helotiales; Ploettnerulaceae. Gene Ontology annotation, molecular function: methyltransferase activity.
AUGGGGGACACUCAGCAGCCAGUCGUCGAAGCAGAAGCUGAUGAUUAUGAUUCUGGACUCGAGAACGCAAGCCGAGCGAGCUCGACGACAAGUAUUGCGUCAACGAUCUUCAAAUAUAGAUCUGAGAAUGGGAGGACAUAUCAUGCAUACAAGGAUGGCGCCUACGCGUUUCCAAACGACGACACAGAGCUGGAUCGUCUAGACCUGCAACACCACCAAUUUUCAGUAACAUUUGACGGGAAACUAUUCCUCGCCCCAAUCCCAAAAGAAAAGGUCCUACACCGUGUGUUGGAUGUUGGGACAGGGACAGGAAUAUGGGCAAUCGACUUCGCAGACAUGCACCCACAAUCCCAAGUCCUAGGAAUAGACCUUAGCCCCGUGCAACCAGGCUUUGUUCCGCCAAAUCUAUCCUUCCAAAUCGACGACAUCGAAGAACCAUGGACAUACGGCCAGAAAUUCGAUUUCAUCUACAGUCGGAUGAUGGUAGGGUCUCUCGCAAACGUACCGCGGUUCUUUGAGCAGAGCUUUGAAAAUCUGGCACCGGGUGGCGUACUGGAGAUGGCGGAUAUUGCGUACCCCAUGAAAUUGAACAGUGGUGAUAUUCCAGAGGACUCGCAGUUGUAUAAAUGGUCCAUUCUCUUCACCGAAGCCUGCGCGAAAGCCGGCCGCAACGCCAACUGCGCGCGUCUGUAUAAAACCCAAAUGGAGGCAGCAGGUUUCACCAACGUGGUCGAGAAAACGCUCAUGUGGCCUACAAAUCGAUGGCCUAAAGACAAGAAACUCAAGGAUAUCGGGAUGUGGACGCUUGAGAAUCUAGAGAAUGGACUAGAAGCACUUUCGACAGCUCUAUUUACUAGAGUUCUGGGAUGGAAGAAGGAGGAAUUGGAUGUGUUUCUUGUGGGGGUGAGGAAAGAAAUAAGGGAUACGAAAUUUCAUACUUAUUGGGACAUUAUUGUUGUCUGUGGGACGAAACCAGAGUAG